Mollisia scopiformis is the source of this 1896-nucleotide messenger RNA. Its product is annotated as molybdenum cofactor biosynthesis prote. The record is from RefSeq and is a predicted model, not a curated record. Gene Ontology annotation, molecular function: 4 iron, 4 sulfur cluster binding; GTP 3',8'-cyclase activity; metal ion binding. NCBI's taxonomy places the organism in Eukaryota, Fungi, Ascomycota, Leotiomycetes, Helotiales, Mollisiaceae. The coding region runs from base 1 to 1896 and encodes 631 amino acids. The transcript has 3 exons. Gene Ontology annotation, biological process: Mo-molybdopterin cofactor biosynthetic process.
AUGGCAUUUCUGGGAGGAAGAGGACAGAGGGGAAUUGCUUCUGCAGCACCAGCGAUACAAGAAUUUCCUCGACACGAUAUCCCUCCAGCACCUCCAGCCUCGAGCCGGCGAGAGAAGAUCAAGAACGCGAAGCCCUUCUCGUCCUUCCUCACCGACACCUACCAGCGACAACACGACUACCUCCGAAUAUCCAUCACCGAGAAGUGCAAUCUGCGAUGCCUAUACUGUAUGCCGGAAGAGGGCGUACCUCAGUCACCAGCUCCAGAUCUGCUCACGACCCCUGAGAUAUUCAUGCUCUCGUCUGUGUUUGUCAAUCAGGGAGUCACGAAGAUACGGUUGACUGGCGGAGAGCCUACCGUGCGGAGGGACAUACUUCCAUUGAUGCACCAGAUUGGAUCUCUCCGUUCUCGGGGUCUGCGAGAGCUCUGCCUCACUACCAAUGGCGUCACCCUUCAUCGAAAGCUUGACGGCAUGGUGGAAGCGGGCUUGACAGGCGUCAACCUGAGUCUGGACACUCUAGACCCAUGGCAAUUCCAGAUCAUGACUCGGCGGAAAGGAUUCGAAGCAGUAAUGAAAAGCAUAAACCGGAUUUUGGAGAUGAACAAGUUGGGAGCAGGCAUAAAGCUGAAGAUCAAUUGCGUGGUCAUGCGAGGCAUCAAUGAGCGCGAAAUUCUCCCAUUUGUCGAACUGGGGCGAGAACAAGAUCUGGAGGUACGAUUUAUCGAGUACAUGCCUUUCGAUGGCAACAAGUGGAGCCAAGGGAAGAUGCUGAGCUACCAGGAAAUGUUGGAUAUGAUUCGAGCCAAAUACCCUACGUUGAGAAAAGUCCAGGAUCACAAGAACGAUACGAGCAAGACAUACGAGAUCCCAGGAUUUGUUGGAAGAAUGGGUUUCAUCACAAGCAUGACACAUAAUUUCUGCGGGACAUGCAACAGGCUGAGGAUCACAAGUGAUGGUAAUUUGAAAGUUUGUCUUUUUGGCAAUGCAGAAGUUUCGCUGCGAGAUAUCCUCCGGAAGACAAAUAAUGGCGACCCGAUUGAUGAGCAGGCUUUCGAAGCCAUGAAGCAAAUUGAGAUGAAUCGACGACAGGGACUUUCGACUGCUGGAGCUCCUCUCGGUUGGACAGAAUACGAACAAGAAUUGCUAGAAGUCAUUGGAUUGGCAGUCAGCAGGAAAAAGGAAAAGCAUGCUGGAAUGGGAGAAUUGGAGAAUAUGAAAAACAGGCCGAUGAUCUUGAUAGGUGGCAUUCGUCUCUACUCCUCUACUACCAAGCCUCCUUCAGCCAUCACCACCGAACCAAAGCUAACCCACCUAUCCUCCACCGGAGAUGCUCACAUGGUAUCUAUCUCCUCCAAAUCUCCGACAUCCCGCCUCGCAACAGCUGUUUGCAGCGUCCAUUUCUCAAACCCCACUCCUCUGCCACUCAUCCGCUCGAACAGCAUGAAGAAAGGAGACGUCCUUUCCGUUGCCAGGAUAGCAGGCAUCAUGGCUGCGAAGAAGACUAGCGAGCUUGUGCCGCUGUGCCAUCCGAUCGCUAUCGAGAGUGUGAGUGUCGAGUUAGUUCUAGCAGGCGAUCAAGACGAACAAGACCUUGGGGAAAAGACGAGUGUACCGUGGAAAGGAACAGGACAAGGUGAUGCUUAUCCUUUCCACACUGCAGCACCGGAGAAGAGUACGAGCUUUGGACGGAUAGAUAUCACGGCGAUAGUAGCAUGCGAUGGGAAGACGGGGGUGGAGAUGGAGGCGUUGACUGCGGCGAGUGUUGCUGCGUUGACGGUGUAUGAUAUGUGUAAAGCUGUCGAUAAGGGGAUGAGGGUUGAGGGGCUGAGGGUGGUGAGGAAGGAAGGUGGGAAGAGUGGGACUUGGGUCGAGGGAUGGUCUGUGGCGAGUGAUUAG